AACAAAAGAGACUCAAAGAUCAUCCAAAUCUAUGGGUUGUGGAUCUUCUAAAAUCUUCAGGAAAGAUUUCAGACAAGAGUUUAUGAUUGGCAAUGGCGGUUGCUCCAGUCACGAGAUUUCUCUCACUUCCACCACUUAUGGGGCUCUCAAGCUCAGCGAAGAUGAUUUCCAACGAGAAGAAGAGCCCAUUAGAGAGGUUUUGAUGGAGAUUUGGGAGAGAUCGCCGCCUCGAGAAGAGCCCGAAGUCAUCGACGCUUGGGAGCUCAUGGGAGACCUCGAAGACAAUUUACCAAUUUCGGUUCAAGCGAAGAAAACACAGAAAUCUGAAGCGAGGAGUCCACUAAAAUUGAUCAAUCAGAUGGCUUCGCCCAAGAGAUUGAAGAGAUCGGGAGGAAAAGAGAACAGGGGAAGUGUCUGUAGAUGGAGUGGCGGCGUAGAGAGAUCGGCUUUCAGCCCGAAAAGGGCUUCGAAAGAAUUUACUUUGAUGGGUAAUUCAUUGAAGCCAUCAUUGAACUUGAGGAAGACAGUAGAAGAUUCAGUGGCUUUGUCACAGAGUGGUUGUUUCAGUCCCCUGUUUGAUCCAGAGCUCGUCGCGUUUUACGAGAAAGAACUCUCCGAAGACGAAGAACAGAUCAAGAAAAUGGUUUCUGCAGUAUCGACUUCCAACAAGCCCAUAAACUCCAGAGAUUGCCUGUCCAUUCUCGACUCAUUUGAGGAGAAAUGCCCGCCGGGAGGCGAAAAUGCGGCUGUGAUAUACACGACAACCUUGCGGGGAAUUAGGAAGACUUUCGAGGACUGCAACAGCGUCCGCUCAACCGUCGAGUCGCAUCGAGUUCGCCUUCUCGAGCGCGACAUAUCCAUGGACUCGAGGCUCAAGGAGGAACUAAGGGGACUAAUGGGGAGGAAUGGGGUGAAAGUCCCUGUUCUGUUCGUGAAAGGGCGGUUAAUAGGGGGUGCUGAUGAAGUGAUGAAGUUGGAGGAUGAAGGCAAAUUGGAAAUUUUGCUAGACGGGAUCCCCAGGGCGGCUGCGCCCGGGUGCGACGGCUGCGGCGGAGUCCGGUUCGUGGUGUGUAUGGACUGCGAUGGGAGUUGCAAGGUGUUGGAUGAGGAUGGUAAGAGAGCAGUUAGGUGUGGGCAGUGCAAUGAGAAUGGACUGAUAAAAUGCCCUAUUUGUUCUUGUUUCUAAGUUAAUUUUACUGCUGUUACGGCGUUCAUAUUGUUUUCUAUUAGUCCAUAUGGGUCUGUGUAUUUGCUCAUAUGAAAUACUUGAAGGAUACUAUUUCCAAGGGUGAGACUAAGUGUCGAUAACCAAGAAAGAAUAGAAUUGAUGGGCUCUUACUGAUACCAUCUAAAAGUGUUUGUUUCAUCUGUACGUAACACUACCAGUUAUUUUUACUA
Diospyros lotus (date-plum) is the source of this 1398-nucleotide messenger RNA. RefSeq lists its product as uncharacterized. The coding region runs from base 32 to 1186 and encodes 384 amino acids. Lineage: Eukaryota; Viridiplantae; Streptophyta; Magnoliopsida; Ericales; Ebenaceae. The record is from RefSeq and is a predicted model, not a curated record. The transcript has a single exon.